Molecule: messenger RNA, 2734 nt
Organism: Trichoplusia ni (cabbage looper)
Lineage: Eukaryota; Metazoa; Arthropoda; Insecta; Lepidoptera; Noctuidae
Product: NADH-ubiquinone oxidoreductase chain 2-like
Exons: 1
Biological process (GO): mitochondrial electron transport, NADH to ubiquinone
Molecular function (GO): NADH dehydrogenase (ubiquinone) activity
Source: RefSeq, a predicted model, not a curated record
UUUAUAAUUAAUUCUAAUAAAAUAUUUUUUUUAUUUGUUUUAUUUUUUAGUACAUUAAUUUCUAUCUCUUCUAAUUCAUGAUUUGGUUGUUGAAUUGGCUUAGAAAUUAAUCUUCUUAGUUUUAUCCCCCUCAUUUCUAACUCUUCUAAUUUACUUUCAACUGAAGCUUCUUUAAAAUAUUUCUUAGUUCAAUCUAUUGCUUCUAUUAAUUUUUUAUUCACAAUCUUAAUAAAAUUAAUUUUAAUAAAAAAUUUUGAAAUAAAUUACUUUAUUUCUAUUAUAAUAAAUUCUUCUAUAUUAAUAAAAAUAGGAUCGGUUCCUUUUCAUUUCUGAUUUCCGAAUAUUGUUGAAGGAUUAUCUUGAUUUAAUAAUUUUAUUUUAAUAACCUGACAAAAAAUUACCCCUAUAAUUCUUUUAUCUUAUUAUUUUAAUAAAAAUUUUAUUAUUAAUAUUAUUAUUUUAAAUAUUAUUAUUGGAGCUAUUGGAGGUUUAAACCAAACUUCAUUACGAAAAAUUAUAGCUUUUUCUUCUAUUAAUAAUUUAGGAUGAAUAUUAACAUCUAUUAUAAUUAGAGAAAAUUUAUGAAUAUUUUAUUUAAUAUUAUAUUCUUUUUUAAUUAGUAUUAUAUGUUUUUUAUUUAAUAUUCUAAAUAUAUUUUUUAUUAAUCAAUUAUUUAUUAAUAAUAUAAAUUUUUUUAUUAAAAUUAAUUUAUUAAUUAAUUUUUUAUCUCUAGGGGGAUUACCUCCAUUCAUUGGAUUUUUUCCUAAAUGAAUUAUUAUUAACUUUUUAAUUAAUAAUAAUAUAUAUUUAAUAACUUUUAUUUUUAUUUUAAUAAGUUUAAUUAUAUUAUUUUUUUAUAUUCGAAUUAUUUAUUCUUCUUUUAUAUUUAAUUAUUUAAAAAUAAAAUGAUUUAAAAUUUUUAUUAAAAAUAGAUAUUUUUCAAUAAUUAAUUUUUUUUCUUUUAUUUCUUUAUCGGGAAUAAUUUUAAGAACUUUUUUUUUUUAUUAAGGUUUUAAGUUAAAAUAAACUAAUAAUCUUCAAAAUUAUUUAUAAAGAAAUUUCUUUAAGCCUUAAUAGAAUUUUCUAUUCCUUGAAAUUUGCAAUUUCAUAUCAUUCUUGAAUAUAAAACUUUAAUAAAAGAGAAUAUUCUCGUAAAUAAAUUUACAAUUUAUCGCUUAAAUCUCAGCCAUUUUAUUUUAUAAGCGAAAAUGACUUUACUCAACAAAUCAUAAAGAUAUUGGAACUUUAUAUUUUAUUUUUGGAAUUUGAGCUGGAAUAGUAGGAACAUCAUUAAGAUUACUAAUUCGAGCUGAAUUAGGUACCCCUGGAUCUUUAAUUGGAGAUGAUCAAAUUUAUAAUACUAUUGUAACCGCUCAUGCAUUUAUUAUAAUUUUUUUUAUAGUAAUACCUAUUAUAAUUGGAGGAUUUGGAAAUUGAUUAGUACCCCUUAUAUUAGGAGCUCCUGAUAUAGCUUUUCCUCGAAUAAAUAAUAUAAGUUUUUGACUUCUUCCCCCAUCACUAACUUUAUUAAUUUCUAGAAGAAUUGUAGAAAAUGGAGCAGGAACUGGUUGAACAGUUUACCCCCCUCUUUCAUCUAAUAUUGCCCAUGGAGGAAGUUCUGUAGAUUUAGCUAUCUUUUCAUUACAUUUAGCUGGAAUUUCUUCAAUUUUAGGGGCAAUUAAUUUUAUUACUACAAUUAUUAAUAUACGAUUAAAUAAUUUAUCUUUUGAUCAAAUACCUUUAUUUAUUUGAGCUGUAGGUAUUACAGCUUUUCUUUUAUUAUUAUCUCUACCUGUUUUAGCUGGGGCAAUUACUAUACUUUUAACUGAUCGUAAUUUAAAUACUUCUUUUUUUGAUCCUGCAGGAGGAGGAGAUCCUAUUUUAUAUCAACAUUUAUUUUGAUUUUUUGGUCACCCUGAAGUUUAUAUUUUAAUUUUACCAGGAUUUGGGAUAAUUUCCCAUAUUAUUUCCCAAGAAAGAGGAAAAAAAGAAACAUUUGGAUGUUUAGGAAUAAUUUAUGCAAUAUUAGCAAUUGGAUUAUUAGGAUUUAUUGUUUGAGCUCAUCAUAUAUUUACUGUAGGAAUAGAUAUUGAUACACGAGCUUAUUUUACUUCAGCAACUAUAAUUAUUGCUGUACCAACUGGAAUUAAAAUUUUUAGCUGAUUAGCUACAUUCCAUGGAACUCAAAUUAAUUAUUCUCCCUCUAUUUUAUGAAGUUUAGGGUUUGUUUUUUUAUUUACUGUAGGGGGUUUAACUGGUGUUAUUCUUUCUAAUUCUUCUAUUGAUAUUACCCUUCAUGAUACAUAUUAUGUUGUUGCACAUUUUCAUUAUGUAUUAUCUAUAGGAGCUGUUUUUGCUAUUUUAGCAGGAUUUAUUCACUGAUAUCCUUUAUUUACGGGUCUUUCUUUAAACCCUUUCAUAUUAAAAAUUCAAUUUUUUACAAUAUUUAUUGGAGUAAAUUUAACUUUUUUCCCCCAACAUUUUCUAGGAUUAGCAGGCAUACCUCGUCGAUAUUCUGAUUAUCCUGACUCAUAUAUUUCAUGAAAUAUUAUUUCCUCAUUAGGUUCAUAUAUUUCUUUAUUAGCAGUAAUAUUUAUAUUAAUUAUUAUUUGAGAAUCUAUAAUUAACCAUCGUGUUGCAUUAUUUACCUUAAAUUUAUCUUCUUCUAUUGAAUGAUAUCAAAAUUUACCUCCUGCUGAACAUUCAUAUAAUGAACUUCCAAUUUUAAGUAACU